AUGUCGGGCGCUAAUUCUGUGGUGAAUGUAUUCCAAAACUUGUUUUCAAAUCAUGGAUCAACGUUCUUGAAUAUUAUUCUGGUCGUGUCCACCAUUGGUGGCCAGUCGAUUAUUCGGAAACUGACAUUCGCUUGUCCAUGUUCGUUUCCGCUCAAUGUUUACCACUCAUUGGUGUUCAUCUACUACCGUUGUCUUCUUGCACAUAACUAUUGCCCGUUGAACACAUCACAUCACUGCGUGAAUGUCACUGUGCUCGAAUACUACAGAAGUAGCCAGGAAUUUGAAAAAAUGUCAGGAGGAGGGAGUUACUGCCCACAUUGUAUAUGCAACCUGGAUGGAUGGGAUGCGUCAAACUUGGAAGCCCAAUCGCAGAUUUAUGCUUGGAUGAUUCUACUGCUGUUUGGCGUCGGCACGUUUCUCGUGAUGUGCAUUGUUCGCAUGUGUGACAAGUACACCUAUGUUCAACGGCAGUAUGUGGAAACCUAUAAAAAUGAGGAGACCAACAAAUUUGAUGGCGUCGCA
Messenger RNA from Ostertagia ostertagi, 522 nucleotides. Lineage: Eukaryota; Metazoa; Nematoda; Chromadorea; Rhabditida; Trichostrongylidae. The record is from the annotation of a GenBank genome assembly.